Pseudozyma flocculosa PF-1 is the source of this 519-nucleotide messenger RNA. RefSeq lists its product as uncharacterized. Gene Ontology annotation, cellular component: large ribosomal subunit; mitochondrion. The record is from RefSeq and is a predicted model, not a curated record. NCBI's taxonomy places the organism in Eukaryota, Fungi, Basidiomycota, Ustilaginomycetes, Ustilaginales, Ustilaginaceae. The transcript has a single exon. Gene Ontology annotation, molecular function: structural constituent of ribosome. Bases 1 to 519 code for a protein of 172 amino acids. Gene Ontology annotation, biological process: translation.
AUGUCUCUCUCCGGUCGAUCUCUGCUCGCCCUUGUCGGCCAAGGCUCCCGUCGCGCCACGCUGACGGCGAGCCCGGUGGCGUCGUCUUCGCGGUCGAUGCUGCGCUUCGAGUCGACGUCGACGGCCACCUCUGAGAGUGUCGCCGCCGCAACGGGCACGGCGCCGACCCACUACCGCAUCACGCUGCGCCGGUCCGGCAUCGGCAUGCCUGCCAAGACGAACCGGAUCCUCAGCUCGCUCGGGCUGACGAAGCGGCUGCAGAGCGUCUACCGCCCCAUUGGACCCGAGAUGGCGGGCGCCAUCCUGGCGGUCAAGGAGCUGCUGCACGUCGACAAUGUGCGCCGACUCGACACGCCCGAGCAGCAGGCGCUCACCGACGAAGAGGCCGUCUGGGUCAAUGCGGCGGGCGAAGUCGUCGAUGCCGGCAAGUCGAGCCGCAAGGCGCCGCGCGGCUACCGCGUCGUUGGCAGCCUCGUCGACGAGGCCCGCGACCGCCAGCUCAAGGGCGAGCAGCAGUAG